Molecule: messenger RNA, 1530 nt
Organism: Yarrowia lipolytica CLIB122
Lineage: Eukaryota; Fungi; Ascomycota; Dipodascomycetes; Dipodascales
Biological process (GO): proteolysis; response to toxic substance; L-homocysteine catabolic process
Cellular component (GO): cytoplasm
Molecular function (GO): cysteine-type aminopeptidase activity
Source: RefSeq, a predicted model, not a curated record
AUGGGCUCCUCUCCCUCCAAACAAGCCCAAUCGGACGCGCAAAAGUCGCUAACCCGGCUGUCCAAGGUGUCUGAAAAGCACUUUUAUCCUGACACCGCCACUCCCGACUUGGCCACUCUUCCUCAGCUACAAUCCCUGCCGGAUAUUGACGGUCUGGAUCUCAAUGGAGACAACAACGAGAAAGACAUUGCCAACCUGCUGUCUGAGUGGCGAGCCAACUUCCUGGACUCUCCCAAGAACCGUCUGGCUCUCGCAGCUCUGUCCAGAAGUGACUACCAGUCGUUGCUGAUCCAAGACGACAGAUACAAUGACCAGAACCCUGCUGUGUUCACUCACGUGAUCAAGUACGACGGCCAGAAAGACACCCCCGUGACCAACCAGCGCUCUUCAGGAAGAUGCUGGCUGUUUGCCUCCACCAACGUGUUCCGAGUCCAGCUCAUCAAGUCGUCAGCCAUUAAGCCCAAGGACUUCCAGUUCUCCCAGGCGUAUCUCUUCUUUUACGACAAGCUGGAGAAGGCGUCGUAUUUCCUGGAGCAGAUCAUCGACACCGCCGACGAAGAUCUCGACUCUCGACUGGUCCAGGAACUACUCAAGGCUCCUGUCAACGACGGAGGACAGUGGGAUAUGGUUGUCAAUCUGGUAGAGAAGUAUGGUCUGGUGCCUCAGGACGUGUUCCCCGACUCAUGGAACGCCCAGAACUCCGGCCAUCUCAACUACUUGCUUACUAACAAGCUGAGAGAGUACGGUCUGGCUCUCCGAAAGCUCAUCCAGACCGAAAAACCUACCCCUGAGCUGCUACUCUCCCUGCGACGACAAUACACCCAGAACGUGUACAACAUUCUUGCUACUUCUCUGGGAGUGCCUCCUGCUGCUAACGAGACCUUCAAGUGGGACUACUGGACCAUUGAUGGCAAGCCCCAGCAGGUCACCACCACCCCCAUCAAGUUCUACAGAGACAAUCUCAAGCACCCCGCCUCGCAGUACUUUUCCCUCAUCAACGACCCUCGAAACGACUACAAGCAGUUGUAUACCGUUGACCGGCUUCAGAACAUUUCUGGAGGCCGUCCCAUCACCUACGUGAACGCCGACAUCUCCGAGCUCAAGAAGGCCGCCAUCAAGAUGAUCCAGAACAACGAGCCUGUCUUUUUUGGUUCUGACGUGGGCCAGUUUGGAGACCGAGCCACCGGUAUUCUGGAUCCCAAGUCGUGGGAUUACGAUCUGGGCUUCAACACUUCUCUGGGAAUGAAUAAGGAGCAGCGAGUGUCCACUGGAGCGUCGUCCAUGACCCAUGCCAUGGUGAUUACCGGAGUCCAUCUUGAGGACGGAGUACCGGUUAAGUGGAAGAUUGAAAACUCGUGGGGAGCUGACACCGGAAAGAAGGGCUAUUUCCAGAUGUCGGAUAAGUGGUUUGACGAGUACGUGUUCCAGGUUGUUUCUUCUGCCCAGUACGUUCCCAGAGAGCUUCAGCAGGUGCUCAAGACCAAGCCCAACGUCCUGCCUCUGUGGGAUCCCAUGGGAGCCUUGGCCUAA